CCGAUCGGUAGUACUUGCAGGGCUUUUGAUAGCGAGAAAAGUCCUUGUAACCGAAUCGAAACGGCUCGCCGCGGCCGUCAUGGAAGACUUGAAUGGCCCAGCAGUAGGGGACGACGACGAGGAUUUGCAGCCAAAACCCGAGCCAGCCAACAACAGCCCCACGCGACGAGGAGGGUGCCAAAUUGCCAUCGGACGCGCGUGGCCCAACGGUCCAGCCAUCGACGUGGACCAUUACGAGUUCACCGCUGCCGAUUACGUUCGUCGGAAGGGCGUGGUGGCGGCGCUUCGGGAGCGUAUGCGUGUCAACAGUUUGCCAGGGUGUGAGCACUUUCCAACGAGAAAGCGAACGCUGCGGACCGCGGCGGAGAAGUACACACGAUGCAACUUGUACUUUUUGCCGUUCGUCAAGACCACCCUCCCCGACGCGGUGUGGGACGGCGACCUCGUCAAUGUCGCGAGGUUACUCGUGCUGCGUAUUCCCCCCGACUCCCGUGACAAGGACGGCCGACUUGCGCUGUCUAUUGCGAUCCAGCUCAAGCACAGUGCAAUCGCCAAGUUUUUGAUCGACAAACACGCGAAACCUGACUUGCAAGACCAAGGGACAUUGCAUGGCGCCCUGCACAUGUGUAUCAUAAUGGGCAACAAGGCAAUGACACGGCGACUCGUGGAAAGUGGAGCCAACGUCGAAUUGAGGGAUGCACAAGGAAUGACCCCGUUGAUCUGGGCCACCGUGCGUGGGUUCCUCGAAGUGGUCGGUUUGCUGCUGCAUCACGGCGCCGACGUCAAUGGAAAGGAUAACGAAGGCAUGACAGCAUUACAUGUGGCGUGCUUCAAAGGCUAUACAGACCUCGUCGACUUCUUACUGCACACGGGCCAUGCAGAUUUGGAGGCGGAAGACAUCAAUGGGUUCACACCAGGGCUGUACGCCAGGAUAGAAGACCAAGGCGAAGUGCUGGAUCGCAUCGACGAGUUUGUCGCUGGUCUCAAGAAAGACGACGAGAGGCGGCAUCGGCGCAUCAAACGUCGGGCCGAGCGACUGGCUCGCUUGGCUAAGGAGGCUGAUGAAGUGGAAGUCAACUCCCACUCGCUAAUUUAGGUCAUUCGGUGACAUCAUGACAUCAUGCUUCGGUCACCAUGAUACCGGUACUCACUGGCUUUCACCGCCAACAGCGUCG
This is a messenger RNA of Aphanomyces astaci, 1175 nucleotides long. RefSeq lists its product as hypothetical. The record is from RefSeq and is a predicted model, not a curated record. The coding region runs from base 80 to 1096 and encodes 338 amino acids. Gene Ontology annotation, molecular function: protein binding. The transcript has 5 exons. Lineage: Eukaryota; Oomycota; Saprolegniomycetes; Saprolegniales; Verrucalvaceae.